Penicillium subrubescens is the source of this 1434-nucleotide messenger RNA. Its product is annotated as N amino acid transport system protein. Gene Ontology annotation, cellular component: vacuolar membrane. NCBI's taxonomy places the organism in Eukaryota, Fungi, Ascomycota, Eurotiomycetes, Eurotiales, Aspergillaceae. Gene Ontology annotation, biological process: amino acid transmembrane transport. The coding region runs from base 1 to 1434 and encodes 477 amino acids. The transcript has 2 exons. The record is from RefSeq and is a predicted model, not a curated record. Gene Ontology annotation, molecular function: amino acid transmembrane transporter activity.
AUGAGCGACCCUGAGAAUGUGGCACAUGCGGCCACAAAUGUGCCACAAGCCGAAUCGCAAGUGAAGAAGGCAACUAUGAAAGAAUCCAACUCGCCUGCGCCGUUUCCAACUUCGGAUGUCAAAGAUUACGAUCUGAGCGAGGCCGAACAACAGAUUACGGCUGCUGGCGAAGCUAAAUAUAGUCGUUUAUCUUGGAAACAGCUCACUUUGAUGCUGAUUGUCGAUGCUAUUGCAUUGGGUGCUCUCUCUAUUCCCCAGGCCUUCGCGACCCUAGGCAUGAUCGCCGGCGUUGUUUGCUGUGUCGGCAUCGGGUUGAUCGCGGUUUAUACGUCGUGGAUUAUUGGCAAGGUCAAGCUGGCCUUCCCUUCUGUGCAACAUUAUGGAGAUGUGGGAGGCUUGUUGCUGGGCCGGGUCGGUUACGAAGUCUUCUCUGCGGUGUUCGUGAUCCAGCUCAUCUUCGUUGUCGGCUCGCACUGCCUAACCGGUACAAUUGCUUUUGCUACUAUAACAGAGAGCACUAUCUGUUCUCUCGUGUUUGGUAUCGUCUCUGCGAUUAUUUUGUUCCUUUUUGCAAUUCCUUCCUCUUUUGCCGACAUCACGAUUCUCGGUUACAUCGAUUUUGCCUCUAUUCUCAUCGCUAUUGGCAUCACGAUCAUCGCGACAGGUAUUCAGGGGAGCAAUUCGCCAGGCGGUCUUGCUACGGUAGAUUGGUCUGCUUAUCCAAAGGAGAAUGUGACAUUUACGGAAGCUUAUGUUGCUAUCGGAGAUAUUGUCUUCGCAUAUUCGUUUGCCACGUGCCAAUUCUCCUUUAUGGAGGAGAUGCAUACUCCUACGGAUUUCACCAAGUCAAUUUGGGUUUUGGGAUUGAUUGAAAUCAUCAUUUACACCGUCACUGGAGCUACCAUUUAUGCAUUCGUUGGGCCUGGAGUACAGUCACCGGCCAUUCUUUCGGCUGGAACCACAAUAAGCCGAAUUGCCUUUGGCGUGGCUUUGCCAGUCAUCUUCAUCUCUGGCUCGAUUAAUGCGAUUGUUGUCGGACGAUUGGUUCACGGUCGAGUUUACAAAAACAGCGUGAUUCGGUAUAUCAACACCCCCAAAGGUUGGAUGACUUGGAUCCUUUUAGUGGCCAUUAUCACUAUCAUCGCCUGGAUUAUCGCUGAAGCUAUCCCUUUCUUCACGGACUUGCUCUCCAUUAUCUCGGCGCUUUUCACAUCCGGCUUCUCAUUCUACCUCCCUCCAAUCAUGUGGUUGGUACUUCUUUGCAAGGGAAAAUGGGUUUCAAAGGAAAAUCUGCCAUUUGCUGUCAUCAAUUUCCUGGUCUUCCUUAUGGGCCUGGCAGUACUGGUCUGUGGUCUAUACUCGAGCAUUGACGAUAUUCGCAACUCCUAUCGCACAGGGAGUGUUCGGAGUCCUUUCAGCUGUUCCCAAACGUGA